This is a messenger RNA of Saccoglossus kowalevskii, 4014 nucleotides long. RefSeq names its product vesicular integral-membrane protein VIP36-like. Gene Ontology annotation, cellular component: COPII-coated ER to Golgi transport vesicle; endoplasmic reticulum-Golgi intermediate compartment; endoplasmic reticulum membrane. Gene Ontology annotation, biological process: endoplasmic reticulum to Golgi vesicle-mediated transport. The record is from RefSeq and is a predicted model, not a curated record. Lineage: Eukaryota; Metazoa; Hemichordata; Enteropneusta; Harrimaniidae. Gene Ontology annotation, molecular function: D-mannose binding.
UGAAAAUGGCGACCUUCAUGGGAUGCGUACACGUUGUGCUAGUUUUUCUCACGUUUUCAGUGUUUUGCACCGAUUCAAGGGAAAGAGACUUAAACCCUAGAGAUUACCUGAAGCGGGAGCAUUCUUUGGUGAAACCAUACACCGGAUCAGGAAUGAACAUUCCAUUAUGGGAUUUCCUUGGCAGUACCAUGGUUACCAAUAACUAUAUCAGACUUACAGCAGAUAGACAGACCCAAAAUGGAGCCAUAUGGAAUAAAAUUCCAUUGUAUGUGAGAGACUGGGAGUUACAUGUGCACUUUAAAGUGCAUGGGAAGGGUAGAGGAACUCUGUUUGGAGAUGGAUUUGGAAUUUGGUAUGUGAAGGAUAGGAUGGAACAAGGUAAUGUGUUCGGUAACAAGGAUCAUUUUAAGGGACUUGGUAUAUUUAUAGACACCUACAGUAAUCACAAUGGUCCACAUAAUCAUAGACAUCCAUAUCUAUCAGCCCAAGUAAAUAACGGUACAUGGGCAUAUGACCAUGAUCGGGACGGUACACAUACUGAAGUAGCUGGUUGUGAAGCCUUAGGAUUACGUAAUGUCGACCAUGAUACAACUUUGGCUGUUAGGUAUUCACAAGAUAGGCUCACUGUUAUGUUGGACAUUGAUGCUCAGACAACACUUUUGCUGCACGAUGUACUGGGACAUAAAUUUCAUUUUUUUUUAUUUCAUUAUUCAGAUAACCAUGAUAUAAUUUCAAUGAAACUCUAUGAAUUAGAAGUCUCAAAGGCGGAGAAAGAUGGAGAUGUAGAUUACACUCAAAUUGACCCUCAAGCUGAUUUCUUUGCUCCACCAAGAGAUCACGUAGAUGAUCCAAGUGGUGCGUUUAAAAAUGUUUCACUCAGCUGGGGCAAACUAAUUUUACUCAUAUUUUGCAUAUGUCUUGGUGCUUUGGUUUGUAUUAUUGUAGGCGUGGUGAUCUUUCAGAAAAAACAAGAACAAAACAGAAAAAGAUUUUACUAACUCGUUAGAAAGUAAUGUACAUACCAUUUUGUAAUCGUCCAUCUCCAAAAAAAUUUGGAUAACCAGGCUUCACUUUCAUAUUUUUACCCACCAUGCAUAUGAAAUAAUGCUUCAGAAGCUUACCUUAAAUCUGGUUUAGUCCAUAUUUGGCGUUCCUCUGCCCCAAAAACCUGGCUCUUUCAUUGUCUUUUUCACUUCUGGUUUUAUUGAAAUGCGGAAUUUAAUAUUUAUUUUUAAAUCAGCUUCAAACCCAGGGAUCAUUCACAGUUAUGUUUAAAUUUUAUAAAAUGUUAAUUGUUUCCAGUCUGGUAUGUUAUUGACAACUGAACAACUAUUUUCUAACAAAAGUGAAGACAAUAUUUUUGACAUAUAAUUGCAAUUUCUGAAAAUAUUAAAUCUGAAUGGAAGUAAGAUGUAGAAAAUUGUUAUUUUUGAAUUCUGCACAGGACUGAUAUGCCAUUAUACAAUGACAUGUAUGCACUAACAUGCAACAAGUGUAGAAGUCUUUGCAGUUAGAGAAAUAUUUUAUUAAAACAAACUUACUUUAAAAAGUUUUUGAGUCAAGUACCUGUUUUUUUUUUUUUUGCAUAUCAAAUAAUUUAAAAAUUGCACCAAAUUAAAUAAAUUGCACAACCAAUUGUGUGGAAUCUACCAGGUUUAACAUUUUUAGUAGUAAUUACCAUAUUUUCUUCUUUCAUUACUCUUUGAUAAAAUAGUUUCAUUUAAUUUUGAGUAUCUAUACUAACUGUUGGCUGUCAGAAAUCAGAUGUUCAAACUCUUAUGAAAUGACCUGCGUAUUGAACCUUUGAACCCAGAAGUCAGCUUUGUUUCACAAAAUAAACCUGCAUACUUUUUUCCAUGGAAGUUAACAAAAAACUUGUAAUAGAAAAGUUCAUAAAAUUUUGCAUCAACAUUUUGGUGUAAAAACAUUGGUGUUCAAAGAGUUUAAAUGCUACAUUAACUGGUACAGAAGUAGCUGCUGACAACGAACAGUUGGUGAUUCAUUUGAAGAACUAGUACCUAAAUUAUUUGAUGAAACAUUCAUUUUUCUCAAUUCUGUUAUUUAAAUGGUUUUAUUUUUAAACAACUUUUUAAGUAAAAUAAAUUUUGUGUUGUUAAGACUAUGAUAUAGACAAUAUACAGUCCUUACAACCCAUAGAAGCAUUAUUAAUAAAAUUACAAUUUAAUAAACAAAAUAUAAUUUUGAUUAUGGCAAUGUUUCCGCACAGAAUGCAUCUGAAGUUGACACUCUUGAAGAAUUUAUAUUGAUCUUCUCAAUAUUACUGUGGGUUAUACUAAUCAACUGUCGAAAUAAACCUGUAUAAAACAAAUCCUUCAUCUUUGUCUAUAAACCGAAUACUUCUUAAUAUGGGACUAUUUUCUGAAUUAUUUAUGCGUCUAAUUUAGACCAGUUAGGGUGAGGUGUUAAAAUCUUUUUCUUCUUCCAAUAUGAAUGAAUAUAUGCCAUCCAUUACUGAAUUACUUAACUUUAGCUGGAAUUAAGUUAACUUGUGUUGUAUGUUUCACUAAUUUGACUUACAUGUGAACCAUACGGAUACAAAUUUACCACUGGCAAAAUAAAUUAUUCUACAUUUUCAAAGUAAAGUUGCACUCUGAGGUCAUUUUAUAAAGGUGUGUGGGAUCUUGGGAGUAUUAUAUGGGCUGAAUUUGUCGUAAUUUCAAUUGUUUUUAAUGUGUCCCAAUGCUGGCAAUUGAUUUGACUACUCAUUGAUUGUGCAUUGGAAUAUCAUACUUUUGAAUUAUAGUCAGAUGCUUGAGUUUUCACAGGAUUUCACUUCUUUUUCAAAUUACUACAUGUACUAACAGCUUUUUAAGUAAUUCAAAAUCAGGGCAAAUUCAGGCAAUCAUUGAAUAAUUCCCUUAAUUCGCACAUAUUUAAAUUAUUGAAAAAUGUUGUGCCUUAGUGAGUCCCAAGAUUCCAAUAUUAUUCCAGUAUUAUCUCAGAGUAAAACUUGUAGUGCCAAUAACUCUUGUAUUGAUAACAUGGGUUAAAGAACAAAUGGCAUGUAAUCUUUCAUUGUUUCUCAUCUGGUCACUCGUAUGAAAUUUUCCCACUGAUCAACAAGGGUAUUGCAUGACAAAAUGCCAUGUACUUGCCUUAAUGUUUGUGGAGGUACAUUUUGUAUGAUAGUUAUUUUCAUGAGUAAUGUGGUGUAUCCUGCUGUUGUAUUUUCAGCACCACAUCAACUGAAAAUAACUUGCAUAUCCCAUUAAUAAAAUCGUUGCACAAGUUGUAAUUACCUCAUCAAAGAUGAGUAUGAGUGGAUGCGAAGAACAGUGAUUGGUUAAUCUGGCUUCCUGUACUCGCAGCACAUGUUGCGAUUAUGUGCAGUAAUAACAAAAGACAAGUGUUGGAGUGUAUAUUUCUGACGCAUAUCACCUGGCUGUACGCAAGUGUAUAAAAACUAGAUAAGAGCUGGAUAUGCAUGUGUGCACAAUAUGGCAGACAACAAUGCCAAUAAAUUUAAAACUACAGUGACAUGUAGGCCCACACUGUUGCAUCUUUUUAGGUAUAAAAAAAAAAGGGUGACCAAUUUAGUAUGUAGAAGUGCACUCUAGUAGAAGCACAUGUGAACCAAAAAUUGCAUUUUGUACUCAGAAUCAUUAAAAUAUCACUUAUUUUGGCCAUAGAAACAUUUAAUUUACAUAGCAGUCAUAACAAUCUUAGUAUAUUGUAGGACUUACUUGGGUCAAAAAUUUGGCCACUGAAUUUUGAGCAGAGUGCUCUUAUAACAAUACAGGCGCGAUCUCAUGGAUGUGCAAUGAUAUGGAGAUUAUCAACUUUGAAUCUGAUGUAUUCUUUCCACCAUGCUAGAGUUAGCAUAGUAAACCAUGCAUGGCUUGCUUUAAGUCGUUUCUUUAAGGAUAUUUUGAUACGUGUAGUAUAAAAGCUCUCAAGUGAGUUUACAAUGGGAAAUGUUUAUUUAUUAAUAUGUGGACAAAUGUAGAUAAUGUAUUUUUCAGCUGGUUUAAUUGCAAUAAAAUAAUUUUCUUG